Paramuricea clavata is the source of this 1698-nucleotide messenger RNA. NCBI's taxonomy places the organism in Eukaryota, Metazoa, Cnidaria, Anthozoa, Malacalcyonacea, Plexauridae. The record is from the annotation of a GenBank genome assembly.
AUGGCAAACGACACGGAACUCAUUAAAUCGUUCAUUUGGAGUAAAACACAGACGAACUUGUCAAAACUUCUCAAAGAAUACCCACUGCCUCAGAUUGUUCGAGUCGUGGAUGGCUUCUGCAGCAAAAACGAAGACACAAUAUUAUAUGACGAACAGAUACUGGCCUUGCACGAAAUACAUUCAGUACGGAAGCUAAUUGGUACGGACAGUUCAGAUACGCAAGUAGCUGUUGCAUUGUCGUGCCCAACACAAGUCCUAGUCUGCCCGUCCAAAUGUAAGUACAUAGCGUGUAAAGUCGAAAGUUUCCAAUCCAUUUUUCCUAACAUACAAUACGUACGAGUGAAAAAUUUCGGGCCUCAAUCAAGGAAUGCCAAUAAUGAAAGCACGUUCAAAGUUGGUGACAUAAUACAAAUUCAAAACAUUGACAGAAAAAAGAAAAGUGUCCUUUGUCAGAAUACGGACACCAAAGAAGACAUGACUCUUUCCUACAACUCCCCGGCGAUUUUUACCCCCUUGCUGAACUGCCAGAAAUAUACACUCUCGGAAGUUGUGACCAACUACGGCCUGCCAUCGAGGGUGUGCCUUGUAAGCACCGGUUCGCAGGCUGCUCAAAACUCGGAUCAGUGGAACAGCGCGUUAACAGGUCUCACUGAGGUGGUCUUUCAUAAAGUGGAAACUGAAGUUAAAGUUAUCGCAACUACCGUUGGGGGAGGGGUGGGUGAACUAACGCACUGUAUAGGUCUACCGACUGACCUACCCAUCAGCUGCACAGUCGCAAAACGUUUAACUAAAAAUUGCGAGAGUUAUGAAGAUUUUCUUCAAACGCUACACGCAGGUUUCGACAGCAAGAACCUUUCAGAGAGAGUGAAUGUAUUCCAGGAAAUAAGCCGUGUAAAGAUACAGGAUUAUUCCAACAGUAUGACUGUCUCACGACCACAAUUACCCGACACCUUACCGAGUCUCGUACGAAGUACUGCGCCGAGAAAUCAGCACCACGUUUCUCCAAAACCUAAGAAAAGAACCAUAACGUUCAACCUCCCUCAGUCACCAAAAGAUUCCAAUUAUCCACUAACUGAUCCUAAACAAUGCUCACGAAGUCCUCCCGAAGACAGUACGACCACAACCAAAGUAAACGACGAACUCUCACGAAACCAUCCCGAAGAUAGAGCGAUUACGGCCGAAGAUACUUACAUUAAAAUGGGGAGAACAGAGAAAAAUGAUUAUAAAUGCAAUCGACCUAAAACACACUCGUUACAUUCAAAUAGUUAUGAAGAAGUUAAGCCGCCAGCAUGGAAUUCAAACUUCAACCAAGAAUUUGCCGCGAAUCCUAGUUCACUCCCAAACAAACAAUUAUCCGAAAGUCACAGUGACUAUGUCAUCCCAAUGAUAUCGCCAAAUGUAAAACCUCAGACAAGGAAGUUUGGAGUACACAAACGAACGGAUGCAAGAAAUAAAUCUACUGAUAGUCAUGGAAAUGUCAAGUGCAAAAUGGAUAUGAAGCAUGUUUAUGAAGAAGUGAAUCCAAAAUUGGAAUGGGAUUCAGAUUCCAGGAAGUUUAGAAGAUCUACGAAUUGUAAAUCGCAAACGGCAUCAAAUCUGAGAUCAGAAAAACCAUUAGAAAAGAAAUUUGCAGCGAUAAUUACUACAGACGAUAAUUACGACAUCCGGUCGAUACAAAUAUUAGCAAAGUACGUAUAG